Messenger RNA from Panonychus citri (citrus red mite), 1240 nucleotides. RefSeq names its product probable tRNA N6-adenosine threonylcarbamoyltransferase (gene Tcs3). The record is from RefSeq and is a predicted model, not a curated record. The transcript is spliced from 6 exons. NCBI's taxonomy places the organism in Eukaryota, Metazoa, Arthropoda, Arachnida, Trombidiformes, Tetranychidae. Bases 69 to 1076 code for a protein of 335 amino acids. Gene Ontology annotation, cellular component: cytoplasm; EKC/KEOPS complex. Gene Ontology annotation, biological process: tRNA threonylcarbamoyladenosine modification.
AAUUUUUUGUUUUUGUUUAAAUUGUUUUCUGAUUAAUUUGAUUGUUUGUUAAAUUAUUCAGUUUAAUUAUGGUUAUUGCAUUAGGUUUUGAGGGAAGUGCUAAUAAACUAGGAAUUGGUAUUAUCAAGGAUGGUCAAGUUUUAGCUAAUCCUCGUUCAACUUAUAUCUCACCUCCUGGACAAGGUUUUCUCCCCCGAGAUACAGAUAAACACCAUCAGAAUAAAAUUCAUGAAUUACUUGGUAAAUGUCUUGAAGAAAGUCAAUGUAAACCUGAAGAUAUUGAUGUCUUGUGUUAUACCAAAGGCCCUGGAAUGGGAGCCCCUUUACAAUCAGUCGCCAUUGUGGUUCGAACAUUAUCUCAACUUUGGAAUAAGCCAAUUGUAGCUGUUAAUCAUUGCAUCGCUCACAUUGAGAUGGGAAAGUUAAUUACUGGUGCCAAAAAUCCAACUAUUCUCUAUGUUAGUGGAGGAAACACUCAAAUUAUUGCCUAUUCCAAUGGAAGGUACAGAAUCUUUGGAGAAACCAUAGAUAUUGCUGUUGGCAACUGUUUAGAUCGAUUCGCUAGAGUUCUCAAGCUUUCAAACGAUCCUAGUCCUGGUUAUAAUAUUGAACAAAUGGCUAAACAUGGUAAAAAAUUAGCUCCACUUCCGUAUGUAGUCAAAGGAAUGGAUGUUUCUUUCUCUGGAUUACUUUCAUUCAUCGAGGAAAGAACCGAUAAUUGGUUGAAAAAGGGUGAAUAUACACCUGAAGAUUUAUGUUUCUCAAUACAAGAGACCAUUUUUGCAAUGUUAGUCGAAACAACCGAACGUGCGAUGUCCAAUACAACUUCUAAGGAGGUUUUAAUCGUUGGUGGCGUUGGAUGUAAUGAGAGACUGCAAAAGAUGAUGUCAGGAAUGGCCCAAGAACGAGGGGCGACACUUUAUGCAACCGAUGAACGAUAUUGCAUCGAUAAUGGAGCCAUGAUCGCUCAAGCUGGAACUUUACUAUUUCAAAAUGGACAUUUAACUCCCGUUUCAGAGGCAACGAUUACCCAGAGAUUUCGUACCGAUGAAGUUCCGGUUGAUUGGAUUGAAUAGAAAACCAAAGAAAAUUCAAUCCGAUUAUCAUCUUGUUGUUGUUUAUAUUUUUCAAAUUAAUCAAUUCUCGAGUUUUGUUCAUUCAAAAAGAUCAAUAACUAAGAAAUUAAUACUUUCAGUUACAUUUGAAACUCGAAUAAAACAAAAAAACAAUUAAGAUACAA